Messenger RNA from Durio zibethinus, 1744 nucleotides. NCBI's taxonomy places the organism in Eukaryota, Viridiplantae, Streptophyta, Magnoliopsida, Malvales, Malvaceae. The record is from RefSeq and is a predicted model, not a curated record.
UUUAAAUUUUUUUAUAUGUAUAUCAAUCGAUUCAAUUUUUAUAAAAAUUAAAUCGAUUGAUCGAACCAAUCCUUCGCUCAAACCUAUUUUUUUCGUCCUUUAACAUUUUUUUCUAAUCAAAUCUAAAUUGCUCACUCAUUUCUGUCCACCAGAUGCCCAAGCCAACGGGCUUUGACGAGUCAAAGUUAAAAAUUACAAAUAAAAUAGUUUGAAAUGUUUUUAGAAAUUUUAAUAACAAAGAAAAAAAAUGUAAAAUUGUGGGGAAAAAAAAGUGAAAGCCCAUACAGAAGAAAUAGGUGGCAAAAGAACAGAUGUUGUGGUUGUAUUCUACCUCGGCAGUAUCUCGAAGGAUAUCGGUGUCGUGGCUGAUGGCUACCAACUCCAAAAUCAAACCCCAGCGCCUCCCUCCUUCUGCGGCUGAUUCUUCUUUGGCGUUGGAGAGUUCAGUGAAAAGAGCAAAUACAAUGAGCACCCAUUCCUCCAUCAAGGACGCUUUUUCUAUCUACACUGAUUAUCUCAAUGCCCUUAAUGAAAAACGGGAAAGGGUGGUAAAAGCCAGUCGUGAUGUGACUAUGAAUAGUAAAAAAGUCAUAUUUCAGGUGCACAGAAUCAGUAAAAACAACAAGGAGGAAGUUUUGGAAAAGGCAGAAAAGGAUUUAGCAGCAGUGACUGAUCAGCAUAUGUCCCGACUGGUGAAAGAGUUGCAAGGGACUGAUUUUUGGAAGCUUCGGCGAGCAUACUCUCCUGGGGUACAAGAGUAUGUUGAAGCUGCAACAUUCUUCAAGUUCUGCCAAACUGGAACUCUUUUGAAGCUUGAUGAGAUAAAUGCUAGUUUAUUACCACUUAGUGAUCCAUCACUUGAGCCUUUGCAAAUUAAUCUCCUUGACUAUCUCUUGGGGACACAUGCACAUGAAUGUAUGAUUGAAGUGUUGUUUACUCGUCUUUUACAGCUUGCAGAUUUGACAGGAGAGCUGAUGCGGUUAGCAAUUGGUCGAAUAUCUGAUGGUGAAGUAGAAUUUGCUGAGAGGAUAUGCCGGUUUGUACGUGAUAUUUACAGGGAAUUGACUCUUGUUGUCCCACUUAUGGAUGAUAGUUUGGACAUGAAGUUAAAGAUGGAUACAAUGCUCCAAAGUGUAGUGAAAAUAGAGAAUGCGUGCUUUAGUGUCCGUGUGAGAGGAUCAGAAUACACUCCUCUUCUAGGAUCCAGCGAUCCAAGUUCCUUCUUAUUGGGAGUGUCUGAUGUGGAAUUAUGAAAUUGUUCUUGGCUGGAGGAGAGAUUUUUUGCUCUAGAUACAACAACUUUGGAGAACUUCAGAAAAAGUUUGUGUAGAUGCUUGUAUCACUCAAAAGAUCUUUAAGGCUUAUGCUUUCGCCACUGUUAUUUCUGCCUGCACUUUGUUAAAGCUGCAUGAAUUUACCUUGCAAGCUAGACUCUGCAAAUGCUUCUAGGGAAACAAUUCAUCUGGAGUCUGUUUGGAAGCAUCAAAUUUAUAUGAAAAUCGUUUGAUCUGCCCGUUGAUGUGGAAAUGAUCCAAAAUACAGGAGAUGAAGAUUGGGUUUCAAAACCUGCUCUGAACUGCUAAAUGAUGACAUGAUGAGUUUGUAGAUAACAUUGAUGAAUUAAUAUUGGGUUUAUAUCAAACACUGGGCUAUAAAAAUAUGACAUGGGGCAUGUUCAGGCCUUUGGGCUAUUGGAAAGAAAGCCCUGGAAAACUAAGCCUCAGGGCUCAGAGCGUUCAUCAAA